GAAAAUUUAUUGUAUUUACUUUAUUCAAUUGGAGUCACUUGCAGCGUUUGGACACCAAGGAGCUUUUCGAGGUGCCUAGUGAGAAACCAGAUAAGCCACCAUGUCCACACAGCCAGCGGAGAAUGAGGAGAGUGCAGCGGCGAAGUCCAAGCGACCUUCAGAUUCGGCCUUCAAGCAGCAGCGCCUGCCCGCCUGGCAGCCAGUCCUAACCGCCCGCACCGUACUGCCCACCUUCUUUGUGAUCGGAGUUCUCUUUAUACCCAUCGGCGUGGUCCUGCUGCACCUGAGCAACACCGCAAACGAGCUGAUCAUCGACUACACCAAGUGCAGGCCCUCUGGCGGAAAUGCCACCUGUGCGGAGUAUCUGGAGGCCAACCCCGGCGGUCAGUGCAACUGCGAGGUGCCCUUCGUCCUGCCCUCGGACUUCAAUGGUGUCGUAUACAUGUACUACGGACUUACCAACUACUAUCAGAACCAUCGGCGCUAUGUGAAAUCACGGGACGACGAGCAGCUGCUGGGUCACCUGUCGCAAACGCCCAGCACAGACUGUGCCCCCUUCGCCUAUGAUCCCGAUUCUGGAAAGCCCAUCGCGCCGUGCGGUGCCAUUGCCAACUCGCUGUUCAAUGACACGUUGACCCUGUUGCAGGGUGGCUCCGAGAUUAACCUGCUGAAGACGGGCAUAGCCUGGCCAUCCGACAAGCGCGUCAAGUUCCGCAACCCAGAGGGUAACCUGAACGUCUCCCUUAAGGGAUUCUCACAGCCAAUAUUCUGGAAGAAGGGUCUGGCCGACCUAGACCCAGAGAAUCCGGAAAACAACGGCUUCCAGAACGAGGAUCUGAUCGUGUGGAUGCGCACAGCCGCUCUGCCCAGCUUCCGGAAGCUUUAUCGCCGGCUUAACCAGACGAACACCAACUAUGCCAGCGGCCUCAAGGCUGGCAAUUAUACGCUUAACAUUACGUAUCAAUACCCGGUGGUGUCGUUUGACGGCACUAAGCGAAUGAUCCUUUCCACCACAUCCGUGCUCGGUGGCAAGAAUCCGUUCCUGGGCAUUGCGUACAUUGUGGUCGGCGCAAUAUGCAUCACCCUGGGCCUGGCCUUGCUGUUUAUCCAUAUGCGAUGCAGUCGCAGCAACAUGGAGAUGAUCAACGUGAAUCCGCACACGCAGUACUCCUAGACCGAGCACCGUCAGUAUUCCGGGCUGCUUCACUUAGCUUUAGUAGAUCCAUCUGUUUAAGCCCUAUCAGCAUAAAAUAGUUUCUAUUAACCAACUGGCACCGUGUUCUCGACUGCUCUAUUCUUUAUGUUUAACUGUGUGUUCUUGGCCAUGCGAUGUGCUGGCCAAGUGCCUUUUGUUGAUUCUGUUCGUCUUUGACUCUAUAUGUGUGCACCCAAAUUGUGAUUUUUUGUAUAACUUAUUCCGCACAUCACACCCAGCAAAAGUGGCGCCCUUCGCAACAUCCACACGAACUUCCACCAUUGCUUUACAAACUGCAAAGUAAUACUUUGUGCCUGACCUAAUCUGUAUUGCCUUUUACUACGUUUAUACGCGCAAAUAAACAUUGUUAAUGGCA
Messenger RNA from Drosophila santomea, 1571 nucleotides. It is a transcript of the gene CDC50, whose product is annotated as cell cycle control protein 50A. NCBI's taxonomy places the organism in Eukaryota, Metazoa, Arthropoda, Insecta, Diptera, Drosophilidae. Gene Ontology annotation, cellular component: endoplasmic reticulum; plasma membrane; Golgi apparatus. The record is from RefSeq and is a predicted model, not a curated record. The transcript is spliced from 6 exons. Bases 101 to 1174 code for a protein of 357 amino acids.